This is a messenger RNA of Chaetura pelagica (chimney swift), 2073 nucleotides long. RefSeq names its product thymocyte selection associated (gene THEMIS). Gene Ontology annotation, biological process: T cell receptor signaling pathway. NCBI's taxonomy places the organism in Eukaryota, Metazoa, Chordata, Aves, Apodiformes, Apodidae. The coding region runs from base 1 to 2073 and encodes 690 amino acids. The record is from RefSeq and is a predicted model, not a curated record. The transcript has 6 exons.
AUGGCAUCUACCCUGGAGAAGUUCAUUCAUUCUCUGGACCCUAGAGCCCUUCCCAGGGUCCUCCAAAUCCAGUCAGGCAUCUAUUUCCAAGGCUCCAUCUAUGAAAUGUUUGGAUAUGAAUCCUGCCUUUCAACAGGAGAAGUCAUUAAAGUUAUUGGCUUCAAAAUUAAUAAGCUCAUAGCAAGUAUCUGUGAGAAUAAUGAAGUCGGCCAGUUUUCAGCCAAAGUGGAAUUACCACUAAAUUUUCCUGGUCUUUAUAAGGUUGUGGCAGAUAAAACUCCAUAUGACAGCGUUGAGGAAAUUACAAGAAAAGUCUCAAUCAGGCCAACAAGAUUUGGUCAUCCAUGUUUCUACAGCCCUGAGGAUAUAAAAUUGGCAAACCUCACUAUCAACCAUGGUGAGCAGAUCACCUUCAACUCAGUGGAAGAGGUCAAUGGAACAAUGGCUGUGAAAUGUAGCGUGGUCAGAAAUAACCAGUCUCAUUCCUUUACUUUGCCCUUUUCACAAGAAGGAAUAUUCUACGAGUGUGAAGAUGAUCAGAUAUACACCCUAAAAGAGAUUGCAGAAUGGAAAAUUCCUAAGUGCAGAAACCGGAUUGUCAAACUUUCCAAUCCUUUACACACGUGGGGCUACUCUAAUCCACUGCCUGAGAAUUUUGAUGGGUGCUUGAUUCUCAAGCCUGUCUAUGAAGUGCAGGCAGUAAUGAAAUUUCGAAAGGACAUUGUUCGUAUCCUCUCAGAUCUAGAUGUCGAAGUCAAGGAUAUAACUGACUGUUAUGAUAUUAGCUCUUUCCUUCAGCCACUCUCUUUGGAAGAUGUAUUUGAAAGAACAAGCCAGGAAUUUCCUAUGGUUGCCGAGAUCAUGGAAAGACCUUCAAGAAGCCAAAAACCUUAUAACUUCUUGUGCACAGGGAAGGAGAUCAUAAUCUACAAAAAGUACCAGGCAACAAGAGUCCUAGCCUCUGAGAUCAGAAGUGAUUCCCCCAAAAGACAUUUUUUAAUACCUAUGAGCUACAAAGGGAAGUUCAAGAGAAGGCCUCGGGAGUUUCCAACUGCCUAUGACUUAAAGAUAGCAAGAAGUGAAAAGGAGGAACUUCAUGUUGUAGCAACUAAAGCCUUUGAUUCCCCUCAUAAAGAGCUUUUUUCUGUUUCAGUUGGAGAUCAGUUUCUAAUUCCGCAAUGCCAGACUAAUGAAGUUCUGUAUGAGGGAAGAGAGAAAUGCAUAGACAGUUUAGCUUGUGAACAAAUACUAAGUGAUAAGUAUAAGAAAGUGCUCCUCCCUAUGUACAUGGAAGGUGGCUUUGUGGAAGUGAUUCACGACAAGAAACAGUACCAGCUUUCUGAGAUUUGCAAAGAAUUUCAUUUACCUUUUAAUGUCAAAGUGUCUGUGAGGGACCUUUCUGUUGAGGAAGAUGUCUUGGCUGCUGUGCCUGGUCUGAAGUUUGAAGAAGAAAUCACAGACUCCUAUUUGCUGGUCAGUAGUGCCAGCAAUCUAGUGGAGAGCUGGGAAAUUCCUGUAUAUCGCUUGAACUUGUCGGUCCAUUUGCUAAACAAAGAUAUCCAGGCAGUUUUACCACCUGUGGUUAAGACAACAGUGGAAGAGAUCAGCCAAGAGCAGUACUAUAUGGUGCGAAGAUAUGAAAACCAAACCCUUCAUCCACCCCCCAGGCCUCCCAAAAAGCCAACAACAUUUGCACCAAAAUCUGAUUUUGCAGUACCUGAGCAAGGUGUGUCUGAUGUGCUACAGACUCCCAAGAAUUUCUGUGUUGAGACCACCAAGAAAUUGUGCUCAAUUCAACCUGCCAAUGUUUCAGAAUUACAAGUUAGUUGUCAAAAUGAUGUGGUGCAUCGUGAGAAUAAGAAGGACAUGACUGGGAAAGCUACAUUAGUGGAAACCAAUGUGAUUGAAGACCUAACAAAGAAGGCACUUGGAAAGUGUGAGACAGAAAAUGAAGAGGAAGAAGAAGAGCACGACUAUGAAUAUGUGGAUGAAAAUGUAAUUGAAAACAUAAGAAAAGAAUUUCAAGACACCACGGUUAGAAAUAAGGAUACACUCUCUGAAGGAAGAAGGUGA